GUUCCAGGGAGUCCAGCCAAUUGCCCUGUGCUCAACUAGCAGACUACUUCCAGUGGCUUAUGGGGUACAGUCCUACCCUGCCCUGCUAAGAUGCUCCUGGCCUCUCCCUCCGGUUUGUCCAGGGGACGGACCCCCAGCGCAGUGGAGAGGCUGGAGGCUGACAAAGCCAAGUAUGUCAAGACGCACCAAGUGAUCGCUCGACGGCAGGAGCCAGCCCUACGCGGGGGUCCUGGGCCUCUCACUCCGCACCCCUGCAAUGAGCUGGGGGCCCCUGCAUCGCCCAGGACACCCAGAUCUGCCCGGCGGAGCAGCGGGCGACGGCUGCCCAGGCCUGACUCGCUCAUCUUCUACCGCCAGAAGCGGGACUGUAAGGCUUCUGUGAACAAAGAGAACGCCAAAGGCCAGGGCUUGGUGCGGCGCCUCUUUCUGGGCUCCCCGCGAGACGCCGCCUCGACCGCCCCGGGACCAGGCGAGCGCCCCGCGGCUGCUGGGGCCGUUUUUGAAAUGGCCACAGGAGCGCAGGGCAGCGCGCGCGGCGUACUGGAGGUGCUCGCCGGGAGCCGGCCACUGCGCGUUCCGGGGGAGGUCCACUCCGGAAAUCUGGGCUCCACCGCCCUUCAGAGACCCCAGUUCCUGGAGUUCUGCUGCCCCCUAUUGGUUACUAGAGACGAGUAG
Condylura cristata (star-nosed mole) is the source of this 675-nucleotide messenger RNA. It is a transcript of the gene FAM110D, whose product is annotated as family with sequence similarity 110, member D. The transcript is spliced from 3 exons. The coding region runs from base 91 to 675 and encodes 194 amino acids. The record is from RefSeq and is a predicted model, not a curated record. NCBI's taxonomy places the organism in Eukaryota, Metazoa, Chordata, Mammalia, Eulipotyphla, Talpidae.